AUGUCGCUCUCCUGCGCCUGCUCUGUGUUUGUGCAGGCGAUGCUCGUAGCGUGUCUAGCUCUGCCAUUAGAGCUGAGCGUCUCCGUUUGACUGGAGCUGCCCAUUGUCAUCGCUUUCGUGGGACACGGUGUAGUUUUCGGGGUGACAGAUCCCUCCGUUGAAAGCGAAGAAAGAAUGAAAACAGGAGACCCCUUUACUGGGCGGACAGCGCAGAAAAGCCACCUUAACAAAAGAUGUUGGACUUCUUCUGAGGUGAUGAGAGAAUGAUACAUCAUUGACACAUCAGAGCCCAGCGCCGCUUUUAAAAGUCAGAACAGGAAGUGAAGUGAAGAUCUAUAUCUAAAGUGCAGUCUAUUUUGACAUGAAGAAAGACUUUGAUACGAUAAUAGCAGAGGAACGCGCUGAGAUCAUCUCAAAAUAUGAUAAGGGCCGGGAUGAGGGCAUUGAAAUCGACCCCUGGGAAGAUCCGGACUACACGAUCUACAGGUUUACGGAUCGCUUCGGCUUCCUGCAUGAAGAGGAACUGCCGAGUCCCAGCGCACUUGAGGAGAAGCAAAAACACUUGGAAAUCGAAAGGGUGGAGAAAUGGCUGAAAAUGGUGAAGAAAUGGGACAAGUACAGGAACAGUGAACGGAUGUGGCGGAGGGUGUAUAAGGGGAUUCCCUUGCAUCUGCGGGGUCAGGCCUGGUCCUUACUGCUGGAUGUGGAGAAAGUGAAGAAUGACAACCCUGGCAAGUACGAGAAAAUGAAGGAACAGGCCAGGAACUUCUCCACCGAAAUCAAACAAAUCGAUCUUGACGUGAACCGGACCUUUCGGAACCAUAUCAUGUUCAAGGAUCGCUUUGGAGUCAAACAGCAGGCUCUGUUCCACGUCCUGUCGGCCUACUCUGUUUACAACACAGAAGUGAGUUACUGCCAGGGUAUGAGCCAGAUCGCCGCCAUCCUGCUGAUGUACAUGAACGAGGAGGACGCCUUCUGGGCCCUGUCGCAACUGCUGACCAAUCAGAAGCACGCCAUGCACGGGUUCUUCAUCCCCGGCUUCCCCAAACUUCACCGCUUUCAGGCCCACCAUGACAAGAUCCUCUCCAAACUCCUGCCCAAGCUGAAGAAGCACCUGGAAAAGGAGCAGAUGUUUACUGGGAUUUACACCACCAAAUGGUUCCUGCAGUGUUUCAUUGACAGGACACCAUUCACCCUGACCCUGCGCUUGUGGGAUAUUUACAUACUGGAAGGAGAGAAGAUUUUGACUGCCAUGGCGUACACAACGCUGAAACUGCACAGGAAGCACCUCCUGAAGAUGUGUCUGGAGGAUCUCAGAGAGUUCCUGCAGGAGACCAUCUCCAGAUCCUUCUUCCUGAGUGACGACAUGGUGGUGGAGCAGCUGCAGGUGUGCGUCUCCGAGCUGCGCAAGAUGAAGAUUGAGCCAGCCAAGCCGGAGGAGUUCCCGAAGCAGGCGCUGGGCCAGGAGAGGCCGGUGUUGCUGCUGCCGCUGAAGCCCCCGCAGGCCGCUAACGGAAAGAGUGAGGCCAUCGCCCCCGACAAGAGCCCCUCUCCGGCCGAACUGCCGGGCUUCCAGACCCCUCCUCCAGCCCUGCCUUCCCCCGACCCCUUGCUGGUGCACACCCAGGAGAAGCCCCAGCACCAGUCCCUGCCCCCUAGGUCUGAGGAGAUGGUGCCUCCCCCAGAGAUGGUGCCUCCCCCAGAAGGGGCGGGGCUAAAUCAGGUCAUCGCGGCAGCGCCCCUGGAGGACGGUGAGGAGUGGCCCCCUCCGUACGAGCCCCCGGAACCUGACGACAUGGGAGAGCCGACUUCAACUGAACUGGACCUGCCCGAGCUGGCCCCCCCUCCACCGGUCAGUGCGGAGGACUACACUCUGACACCACCAGGGGGCGACACGCCUUUCAGCCAGCGUCCGCCCAAACCUUGUGACUCCAACCUCGACCCCUCGACCCCCCACCGGGGCCUCCCCCCGACCCUGUCGGCCCCGUCCCCGACAGCCGACCGGAGGCCCUCCGACAUCUCCCAGUAUGACAACCUGUCCCAGGGCGAGGAGAACCGCUGCCUGGUCCCCGCCAUUCUGGAACCAUCCGCUAAUGCAAACAACCCCGCCGCGGCACCACCCUCAAGCUGCCUUAAACCAAAGCCCACGCCCCCUCCCCCCCCGCGCCGCCAGCUCCCGCAGGAGCCUCCGCAAGAAGUACCUCAGCCCCCGCCGCGUUUCUCUGACAAGCUCCCCCCCUUUCAGUCCCCCCCGCAGCCCCACAAACCCCCCGGGGAGACGGCCGCCGACCUUCACCCUCGGGCGGAGACCGAGAUUGGGGGCGGGACCCACCAGGCAUCACCCAAACGGGCACUAAUGCCGCCGAAGCCCACCUCCACCCCCAAACCCACGAGGGCGGUCCCCGCCGUCCACUCCGAUCCUGAUUUUUACCGGACACACCCCUCCAACCAACCGCUCCCCAAGUCUGUGACAUUUUAGCGUAUGGCCUGCCCAAUUUCUGACUGACCCACUGGCAGACCACCCUUUUUAGAAAAUAAGUUGUGUUAUAAACAAUGAUACAUGAUAUGACAGAAGUAACUGCUUUGACAGAUGUGUACAGAGUUCUUAACCUUUAUAUUGUAUUUUUCACCCCGAUAUUAUGGUUUUGGUGGUUUUACAAAUACUGAUCUGCUGAAGAUAGUUGAAUAAUAUUUAGCUUUGAUAAAAAUCCUGUUGAAGUCUUUCCAUUGUGACACUGAUCAGCAGUAGAAAGGGCUGCGGUCUGAGGUUUGUUUUGACAAAAGGGGCUGAGGAGACGUUUCACCACAUCGUGCAGUAAAACCAACGGGAAUAUGGGUAUGAGGUCACACUCAGCCCGUGGGCCCAUUGCAUUGUGGUGCUUACUUUUUCAUUUGCUGUAUCCGUCCCCGUUUCUGGGGUAAAACGUUUCUUAGCCCUUUGAAAACGUUUAUUUUUUAAUUUUUUUAAUUUUUUUACUUUUGACAUCUCAAGCCUGAUUUAUAAACAUUGUACGACCGUUAUGACGAAAAUGACGCAUUUUCAACAGAAAAAAGUGUAGCUCCUUUUCUCAGUGACACACACCUGUAGAACUUUAUUAUGUCGCUGACAGUCAUACUUUGUCGCACAGCUGAUUGGACAGCCAGACACAGCCUAAAGGUUCACCUAAAGGUUCACCUAUACACCAGCGUUCAGUCACUGCACACAGAAUACUCUUUGUAUUACCAGCAGUAGUGAUGAAACAGUAGGGUCUGGAGGCUGUGCUAACUUUUAAAGGGUUCCAUAGGAGACGGCAUCAAUAACUGGGGUCUACGUCAUUGUUUAAAGUCAGCGGGCUCAGGUCAUUCAAUGCAGUGCUCUCAUCAACAACCUCUCCUUGCACCUUGUCUGUAAUGAAUAUCGCUUUCUCCGUCUCUAUACUAAUGCAGGUUUCCCUCUGCUCCCUCUGAAAAACCUGGAAAAUAUUUUAAUCUUGAAAAUGUAUCAAAAUCCUGCUGCCCUUAAAUAUUUUUUCAAAUAUGUCAUCAUUUGUUAUAAACGGAGAGAUAAAUCGGUCUUUCUAACAUGCUAGCUGGAUUUCUUUCGUUAUCAAUGAAUUCUCAUUGCCUGAGCAUUCUGCUGUUGCUACAGUAAUCUUGCUCUGCGAGAACAUUGGCGAAUGAUGCCCUUUUCACAGAGAAGCUGAAGGUUGCUCUCUGAGUGGAGUAAUGUUUGUCACAGCGUUUACCAACUGAAUAAACCGUCUUCCAAGUAGCUCCGUUUCACUGUAACCCGACUCUUUGCGGUGUUAAAAAUAGCCAGUGUUUACUGCAUGUUUAUCCUUCUGGCCUUGGUGAAAAUGAAUUGUAAAUAUAAUGGUGAUUUGAGUUAGCCCUGUGCUUACUCUUCGCUGAGCAGCGGUGCUCGGGAUGACCAAAACUAGGAGGGAAUACCCAAAGAUCUCAAACGAAAAUCAACUGCCAUUUCCAAAAGGCAGGACCGUUUUCACAGCUUUAUUUUUGGUAAUUUGUUUCUCUUGCGAAAAGCCACAGCUCUGUGGUUUUCGUGCAAUGUUUUGCUUGGAUAGAAAAUGCAAUAAUGUAGAUAUUGUGUAAAGUUUGAAGUGAACUGUAUAUAAAAAAACAAGCUGUUAACCUCCACCCUGAAAUCAGGCAUUUAUUUUAAACCAUAUAUGUCGUUAACUCCACCAAGUGAGUUUAAUUGCCUUUAUUAACAGAAAAACGGCCAAAUACUGGUUGUGUUAACAGCCGCAAGCAAUGCCUUCCCUUCGUGCCCACGUCAAUAGCUCCACCCGGUGGAGAGAUUGUGUUUCCCACUUGUUUUGAAAAAAGUUUUUUUUUUUUUUUUAAAUAUGCUUCCUUUGGUAACAAAGUGUGCUGUUCUUGCCAAAGUUUUGUUUUCAGGCAAACCUAUGUGUGUCUUAAGUCAUAAGUUUCCCCCCCCACACUAGCUUUGAGUAAUUACUUGUCAGUAGCUACAGUGCUCAGGAAAGCGCCUUAUAUUUUAUGACGGGUUUAAAUAAAGAAUAGCCUGGUUCUGUAAGGAAUUGCACAGAGUAUGGAGAGCAAAUGGAGCAUUUUUUCACAGCUUUCAAAUGUAAAUUACUGCUUGAAUAAGUUAUACACAGUAUGUAUUUCAUUUUUGUCUUUUGUCAUUUUUGCACAUUGUUUGUAUUACAAGCGAAAAAAAAAGAAACGAA
Messenger RNA from Conger conger (European conger), 4697 nucleotides. Its product is annotated as USP6 N-terminal-like protein. The transcript is spliced from 15 exons. Lineage: Eukaryota; Metazoa; Chordata; Actinopteri; Anguilliformes; Congridae. The record is from RefSeq and is a predicted model, not a curated record. Bases 362 to 2479 code for a protein of 705 amino acids.